Messenger RNA from Rhea pennata, 3577 nucleotides. It is a transcript of the gene STK17B, whose product is annotated as serine/threonine kinase 17b. Gene Ontology annotation, cellular component: nucleus. Bases 114 to 1232 code for a protein of 372 amino acids. The transcript is spliced from 8 exons. The record is from RefSeq and is a predicted model, not a curated record. Gene Ontology annotation, biological process: intracellular signal transduction; positive regulation of apoptotic process; protein phosphorylation. Gene Ontology annotation, molecular function: protein serine/threonine kinase activity; ATP binding. NCBI's taxonomy places the organism in Eukaryota, Metazoa, Chordata, Aves, Rheiformes, Rheidae.
CGGCGCCGGCGGCCGUUACGGGGCGGCGGCGCGGGCGGGCUCGCCGGGCCCUCCUCGGAGCGGGGUUGUCAGUAACAAGGUGACUGGUAGAAGAGAAAGACCUACUCCUGACAAUGUCCAGGAGAAAGCUGGAGAGUAAAAGCCUUUCAGGCUUGUUAGCCACAUCUCUACAGACACAAAUCAAGACAGACAAUUUUCACAAUUUCUACGUGCUUGAAUCUAAAGAGCUAGGAAGAGGAAGAUGUGCUGUGGUUAGAAAAUGUACAGCUAAAUCCACAGGUCAAGAAUACGCAGCUAAAUUUUUAAAGAAAAGACGACGAGGUCAGGACUGCAAAGCAGAGAUUCUUCAUGAAAUUGCUGUACUUGAAUUAAUGAAAUCUAAUCCUCGCAUAGUCAAUCUCCAUGAAGUCUAUGAAACAGCAAAUGAGAUCAUCUUAGUGUUGGAAUAUGCUGCUGGAGGAGAAAUCUUUAACUUAUGCAUCCCAGACCUGGAUGACAGAAUUGGUGAAAGUGAUAUUAUAAAACUUAUAAGACAAAUACUUGAAGGACUUUGCUGCUUGCAUGAAAACAAUAUUGUGCAUCUUGAUUUAAAGCCUCAGAACAUCUUGCUGAGCAGUGUCAAUCCUCUUGGUGAUGUAAAGAUUGUAGAUUUUGGUAUGUCUCGGAAGAUUGAGAAUUCUAGUGAACUGCGGCAAAUUAUGGGAACAACAGAAUAUCUAGCUCCAGAAAUCUUAAACUACGAUCCUAUUACCACAGCUACGGAUAUGUGGAACAUAGGCGUAAUUUCGUACAUGCUGUUAACACAAGAAUCUCCAUUUGUGGGAGCUGAUAAUCAAGAAACUUUCCUUAAUAUAUCUCAAGUUAACGUUGAUUAUUCAGAAGAAACAUUUUCAUCAAUUUCACAGCCUGCCAGAGACUUUGUUCAAAAGCUUCUCAUCAAAAAUCCAGAGGAAAGACCCACAGCAGAGGCCUGUCUCUCUCAUUUGUGGUUACAGCAAGGGGAUUUCAUACUCUUGUGUAGCCCCGAAGAAACUUGCUGCCCUUCUGUGAUGCCAGGACACACAACAAAAUACUCAGAAGAGCGGAAUAUAAAAUCCAGUUGUAAUGGUACCUGUGGCAACAAGGAAGACAAAGAAAACAUUCCAGAGGACAGCAGUACAGUCUCCAAACGCUUUCGGUUUGAUGAUUCAUUGCAGUAUCCACAAGACUUCAUGACAGACUUCAUAUGUUAAUGUGUUUUUAUAGACUUUUUUUGAAAUGAAUUUAGCAUAAUCUAUUCCAGGAGUGAAUAUAAGAUUAUGACUUCCCAAUUCAUGCAGCAUUGACGUACUGGAAAUGCACUUUUGAUCCUUUUAUGCUGGUGCUUCCUUUUCUGUCCGUUGCUGGCAAUGGAUUUAACUCCUGAGAAAUUGGAAGUUAUAGCACCAAUAGAAUGAGUUCUAUGUUGUGUUUUUAAAGAAGGUAUAAUUAAAUAUAUUUGCACUUUCCAAGUUUUAGUCCAAAAAUUAUGCCAGAUUGAACAAAUUAAACCUGAAAAUGAGUUUAAUUAAACUCAAACUUUGCCAAGCAGUGGUUGAGUAACACACACAUUUUUAUUAUUACAUCUUGAUAAUAAACUGAUCUAAGCAGAGAAACUGAACUGAGCUCUCCUACUAGGCUUAGUUGUAACCAUUCUCAUCAGUUUAAAUGAAAGUUAAAAAAUAGUGUGCUUUGGGAAUAUCAAACAUCUGUUGAGACCAUUUGGACAACUGCCUUUUCUCUAGGAUCAGUAGUAGUUAAGAAAAUGUUUCUGCCUUAUUGGUCUGGUCUGCUUAAAGAUUACAAUGCAUAUUGUGUGCAUUUUUCCUGUAUUGAAUCUCUGCAGUGCUUGAAUAGAACACGGGUAGAUUGAAUAGAGCAUAGAUAGACUGUCAUUCCUAGCGCUAGUGGCCCUUUGCUUCUUAUCAGCAAGUUGUAUUAGAAGAGGAUGAAGGUCCUGUGCUGAUGGGCAUAUUUGACACACCUGCGGGUUUCCUUUGAUAUAGUCUCUGUAAAAUAGUAUUGUCUACCUGUAAUGAUCUAUUCCUCAUCUUAAAGAAAGCUUCGGAGAUUAAACUAAUAACUGAGUAUAAUCAUUUUUGCCAGUGAAACUGCAUUUAACAGCUUUUUAUUAUGCCCUUCUAAUGCAGAUGCUCAGUGCAUCUUUUCUGUCAAUUAUUGUUACCCACAAUACUUAUGCCCGCUCUGAGAAAUGGACUGCAGUGUGUUAGUAAUUAGACAAACUAUCCAGAAAUUGUUUUAAACCCGUAAACUUGCUUUGUUUUCUAGGUUUGUCAUUUUUUAAGUCAUAAAGACUUAAAAAAGAGAUAUCUCUUCUUAUUAUUUCUAAGAUCUGUGAAAUAAUACAUAUGUCAAAUUUUGGCUUGGAGCAAAUGCUAAUCAUGUUUUAACAGCCUGAAACUAUAGUUUACCCUUGAAAUACUGACAGAUACAAUCCUGAUCGUAACAACACUGAGUUUAAAAGUCUGUGUACAGAACGUUAAUAAACUCUCAGAAAUGUUCUGAAAGGGCUCUUUGAAAUACCUUUGCAAUUUUCCAUUCCUCACUGCACAGAUUUACCCUCUUUUGGUUUGGGUUUAGUUUUUGUAUAUUAGAAUAUCACAGUCCUGAUAUUUUUUUCUUUUUUUUUUUUUUUCAAAUGUGUCUAUGGAUCUGUCAGUAACUAAGCAAACAGAAGUUUUGGAACAUCAUAUGAGAAGUAAGUAAACAGAAUGACAAGUAAAAGGUUGUAUUUUUAUCUCCCCACUGCGUGCCAAAAGGAAUAGACAAAUUUUUUGCAAAUAGGUUUCAGUAUAAGGUUUUGACUUAAUGGAUGGGGGAAUUCAGGACUAGUGUCUUUUAUUUGGGUGAUAUUCAUCUUGACAAGUGUGAAGUCAUCUGCAGUAAAGCCUGUAAAACCAAUAUUUUUGUUUUUAAGUUUUUGUUUGUUUGUCAGAAAUAAAAGUUUUCUAAGACUUAAACUCAUGUGAAAUGAAAUCACAAGUAUGUUUGGCAUGGAUGAAGCUCAAAUGCCUAUGUAUAAAUUAACUGCAGUGACUCUUCUCUGCACAUUAAUUCUCAUGUAACUUUUUUCUGUGAUGCUGAUAAUAGAAACUAUAGAAUGAUUUCAUUGGAUGUAGUUAUUGGAUUGUAUUCAGGUACUUCAUACCAUUGUCAAAGUUUCCAGUUAGUCUUAUUUAAAAAAAAUAAUUCCCUACCAGCAUGGAGUCUAAUUUAAAUUGUGUAAAUUAAAAAUAUGAACUGUUUUAUACACAUACACUCACAAUUUAAAGUUCACUUAAGAUAAAGGAAGAAACUGUCAAAAGUUACAAAAGAUAAAGGUGGGAAAAAUGGUUUACAAAGUUAAUUACAUUUUAAAAUUAUCCAAAAAUAUUACUAAACUGAGAUUACAACCAGGAAUCUCAUGUCUUUGUAUACUAGUGUUCUGUUUUUAACAUCCAGAAAAUAAAGCUGAACGCAUAUGCCAGCACUUUAUCUUAAAUAUUCCUUAAAGAUUUUAUUAUGGUAACUGAUGUUUACAUUUCUAACUACUUUUGGA